Strongylocentrotus purpuratus (purple sea urchin) is the source of this 786-nucleotide messenger RNA. RefSeq lists its product as uncharacterized. Gene Ontology annotation, molecular function: DNA binding. The transcript is spliced from 5 exons. Bases 263 to 772 code for a protein of 169 amino acids. The record is from RefSeq and is a predicted model, not a curated record. Lineage: Eukaryota; Metazoa; Echinodermata; Echinoidea; Camarodonta; Strongylocentrotidae.
AACGGCAUACAGUGUGGGAAUAUUGUAGGGCGAUACUCAGUCUACAGUGCACCAUUGCAUAUUGAUGUAGAUUUUAACCGCAGUAUAGUUUUCGGAAGGUUUAGAGAUACUUUUCCAUCAAGUUUCAAGCAAGAGCGAUUGGAACUAUAAAAGACAUAUUACUGGUGUUGUGCUAUACGGAUAUAUACGGAGAGGCGAGUAAAAUUUGACAGCUUUCAGAUUUUCGUCGUUGUCGUCUUCGAUCACGCUCUCGUUCUAGACGAUGGCGAUGAUGCCCAUGGAACAGGGCGUUAUGGAGGCCGCUGACUAUUAUGGCCAUUUGGAUAGAAACGGUACACGACCAGCGAGACGCCCAACCAUAGCGGUCAAUGGUCACGUGUACGGUAGUCGGAAUCAUCCGAGCUCCUUCGUACGAUCAAUGAACGAUCCCAAUGGCCCGCAGAACCUCAAGGGCAUCUUUCAAACAAUGGACAAAGCUAGAGCCAACCAAGAAAUGCUUCGUCGUCGCAAGCAGAAGUACGAGGCGUUCGUGGUGGAGCCGAUGAUGGGCCGACACGUGAUCGAAACCCCGGGCAUCGGAGCCAAAGAGGCGAAACUACUACAGCGCCACCGGAUCGGAAGGUCGACCGGUCUUCGUGAAGUGUUCUUGGACCUGGGGAAGAAAGGGUUUAUUGAAUGGAUGUGUGACAUGGGAAUCAAUGAGGCUAAUGCUACAGAGUGUUCACAAGCUCUUCACGACUGGUGUGCCAACUACAUCAAGCUACCCCGCUAGAUCAUUUCUUAAGG